UUUUGCCAGAAGAAGAAGUGCGGACAGUGCGAGUGGGAAAUUUGACGUUGCGGGAAAGUGUCCAUGACCAGACAGAGAGACAAAUCCUGGACUUUAGCCGAUGUUUUGAAACAAUGGAUCGUUACGUUCUGGUUAUUUCAUUCUGCCAAAAUGCUGACCACUCGGUUGACGAAUGUAAAUGUGUGGAGUCUCUGAAAAGCAUCUAUGAUAACCUUCUGGAUAUGUCAGUUCCAGAUUCAGAAGACAAGAGCUCUGUGUUUCCAGCUUGUUCUCUGAGUGGCUGUCCAUCAGCUCCACGAUGGUUCUUUGCUGUACAGGCUUGCCACACAGCAACACAGUUCUGCACCUUAGACUGGGAAGAACUUAAAUCAAGCCAACAGAAAAGUGACAGUGAGGAGGACAAACCUUCUCCUGUGGAGGAAUGCUUGACUUCACUGAGUAGCCAGGCGGCCGCAGACCUAAAGGAUGAGGAGUCCACUCUUACAGAGCUUUUGGAUGAGGCUGCAGAGGGACUGCACCUGUUAUCAGACAAGUUGCCACCUCCAGGUAAAGCCUUAGUGGACGUUCUGUUAUUGGCCUUUGCUGAGCAGACCCCUCCCCUGAAAGAGCUGCUACCUCUGCUGGGAGCCCUCAAACACAUGUCCUGCUGGCAUGCAGCAAAGAUCACUCUGAUCACACAGAACACCUCCAGAUGGCAGAAGGUGGCUUCUUCUCUGAGCGCUGGUCUACUGGGACCUGCUGACCUGUUCAGCUGUAUUGACCACAGAGAAAUGUGGAGAGGAAGCGUGGUUAUCAGAGAGAAGAAGUGUGGAUCCGAACUCCGCUUUGACGGCUUCUCCCUGCGCCUUCCCGAGCUUCAGAAAGCAGAGUGUAAUCUCUUGCUGGCUCCCUGCGCCUCCACUGAUCAGAGACUGCACUCGGAGGUUUUCCAUUACUAUGCUUCCUCUUUGGACUUGAUUCAGAUAGUUCAUCUGUCAGACCUGCCAAGCUUUCUGAUGUCAAGCACGCAGUUGGAACUAUGCCUGCUGGGUAAAUCAAUGAAAGCUAAACUUCUGAUGGAGCAGCUGAGGUCACUGCGCGGAAAGGUAGGAGCUUUGUUCAGUUUGUCUUGCAGAAUCACUCCCAUCACUCAGCCUGCCGCCAGUCAGCUCAGUUCCCAGCGCUGGAAAGAGUCUCUCGCUAAAGGACAAAAGUCUUUACUCGUUCCUGACAUGGAGACUAAGGGUGAAAGCGCUGCCUACUUCCUGCUGGUCCAAGGUUCAGACGAUGACGAGUCCGGAGUCUGUAGGGUCAGGAUGAUGCACUCAACCAGUCAGAUUAAUGGAGUGGCUGCUAUGGCAACCGUCUCUGGCCUUCUCAGAGAGAAACCUCCAUCAGCAGAAGUAAGUGCUGGUGCCGUCCUUCAUCUUCUGCCAUGCCUUCAAGGGGACGGUCUCCUCCAGAGGGAAAGGAAGCUGGCCCGCGUUCAGACGCUGGCGCUCAAAGAGUAUUUUAAAGGGAAAGAGGAAGCUUCAGCCUCCAGCCCCGUAUCUGUCAGUGACUUAAAGACCUUUCUGAACCUGGUCAGAGAGCAGUAUCUGAAGGUCUUGGACUCCACUCUGCCGAAGACGGCCAGCUGUCUGACAAAGGAGCUCACUGCAGAACAAUCAGGUUGUCAGACUGUUACCCAUCAGCUCACUGACUGGCCUGAGAAGAGCGUCCUGCAGAACAUAGAAAGCCUGCAGAAGAGACGACAGAAGAGAAAGUUCGAUAUGUUCGGUUCUGGCUCCAGUGACAGCCUGCUGGGUCCUAAAGACAGUCAGAGAAGCUCCUCUGCUUUACUGGACGCUAAAGAACUUUUGAAGUACUUCACAGCUGAUGGCCUGCCCUGUGGGGAUUUACAGCCCCUGACUAUCAAUAGAGGCAAUAAAGUCUUUCAGCUCUCACCAGACCUCUCGCCUGGAAGAGUUAGCCGGAUGCCCUUUAGCAAAGCCUCAACCUCUCAUUACCACGGCCUCGAGUUCUGCCUGGAUAACCAGCGCUCUCUGGACCGGGAUCAGGUUUUUGCUCGGCUUCAGUCCCGCCUGAUACGCUACGAGACUCAGACCACCUGCUCCAAGGAGCCCUGCGCCCUGCCAUUCGCUCUUAGCCCCGCCCCCUCACCUGCAUUGAUCUCAGAACCGGGAAGCGUGCCCGAUGGGGAGGCUCUGCUGAACUCUGACGUAGCCCGGCUCAAACGCAGAUCCUGGGAAGCAGACAUGGCGGGUGGCCCUGCCCGAAGAAAGCUGGUGAAGUCUGAGAGCAGCGACUCCUUCUGCUCUCAGAGCAGCAACAGCAGCGGCGUUCAUCCCACCGUUAGGACUCUGCGACAUCAACCGAGCCGAUCCCAGUCCACCUCCACCACCUCCUCUGUCUGCACCCCUGCAGGCUCAAGACGCACCACAGUGUCUGUCUCGGCUCCUGAUGGACUGAAAGUGCAACAGCAGAAGACGAGUCAAGGAAACUCGGAGGACAAACGUGCCAAAGAGUCACGCUCACAGAAACACAACAGGAUGUUGGAGGAGGUUGUAGGUAAAACACUCAAACACCAUGGGAUCAGUGUGGAGCAUGAGUGCUAUGAGGCCUGCAGCAAAAGGUUGUUUGAAAUCUCCAAGUUCUAUCUAAAGGAUCUGAAGACGUCUCGGGGUCUUUACGAUGAGAUGAAGAAGGCCGCCAGCAGCAACGUCAAACAGGUCAUUGACUGGGUGCUGGAGAAGACCUCAAAGAAUGGAAGAUGAUCAGGACUGAAGCAAAGAGCGGAAUGCCUUCCUGUUUUCCUCUUUUGAUGUAUUUGUAGAGGUUUAGCCUCAAAGAGCAUCUUCUGUUACAUUUUAACACUUUGAUUAGCGUUUGAUGUUUUAAGCCUCUCUGAUUGGUUUUAAAUUGUUGAUUAAGCCUAUUUUAAUUAACUUAAUCCUUUAUUUGAUUUGUUUCUCUUCAUUUUUACUGAAGAUUACAUAGAAACAGAUCUUUUUAAGCUUGUGUGAGGUUGUGAGCUCGUUCCUGCGGGUGUGAACACACACCAGGUUGGCUGUAGAGCCUUGAAACAGGAAGAUUGCAGCACAUCUCCUCACAGAACUACAGGCUGACCGCAGGGAAUUUGAUUUUAUCUCCAGGUUUCCUUUAUUUGCAGCAGUUUCCUCGCAUCAUUUUAAUUUUUUUUUACUUUGAAAUGCAUCUAUUUUGGUUUGAUUUCUUAUGUGUAAAUAUUAUCUGUCUACUCAUUUUAACAGAAUAAAUACAUCUGAUUUCAUUU
Messenger RNA from Oryzias melastigma (Indian medaka), 3274 nucleotides. RefSeq names its product MDM2 binding protein. The transcript has 23 exons. The record is from RefSeq and is a predicted model, not a curated record. Gene Ontology annotation, cellular component: kinetochore. Bases 114 to 2756 code for a protein of 880 amino acids. Gene Ontology annotation, biological process: protein localization to kinetochore; regulation of protein ubiquitination; traversing start control point of mitotic cell cycle. NCBI's taxonomy places the organism in Eukaryota, Metazoa, Chordata, Actinopteri, Beloniformes, Adrianichthyidae.